ACUUCAGCUCAACACAUCAGAGUGCUUCAUGUCUCAAACGCUUCCAGCUUCACGUUCAGUGAGGAAGAUGGAUUUCAGAGCCGUCAAGUUUCUUUUCUGUGUGGUUUGUCUGGUGCGCUGCAGCCCGGAGCAGAGCUCCACAAAGAAGAAGGAUGGUAAAAAAGAGUCGAACAGUGCUGCUAUCGAGGAGCUGAAGAAACAGAUCGAGCAGAUCGUGCAGGAUCUGAACCUGAUCAAGGAGCAGCAAGCUUUACAAACAGUUUGCUUAAAAGGCAUCAAGAUCCCAGGCAAGUGUUUUCUCGUGGACACGACGAAGAAGAGCUUUCACACCGCAAACGAUGACUGCAUUGAUAAAGGAGGAACGCUCAGCAGCCCUCUUUCUGGCGACGAGAACGACCAGCUGUAUGAUUACGUGCGGCAGACCGUCGGGCCAGAAGGGCACAUCUGGUUGGGUGUGAAUGACAUACUGAAGGAGGGCGAGUGGAUCGACCAGGCGGGCUCACAGAUACGCUUCAAGAACUGGGAAUCAGAGAUCACCCAUCAGCCCGACGGAGGACGCAGCCAGAACUGUGCUAUCCUGUCCAGCACGGCCAACGGGAAGUGGUUCGACGAGGACUGCCGCGGAGAAAGGGCGUCUGUCUGCCAGUUCAACAUCGUCUAAUCCAUUUGAAGAGCAACAUUAUAUAGAAAGAUGGAUUACACAGAUAUUUUCAGUAGCAUGUGUAACAAAAAGUUCAGUUAAAGGUACAUUAUGUAAGAUUUUUUCAUUAAAAUAUCCAAAAACCAA
Messenger RNA from Cyprinus carpio (common carp), 787 nucleotides. RefSeq names its product C-type lectin domain family 3, member Ba (gene clec3ba). Lineage: Eukaryota; Metazoa; Chordata; Actinopteri; Cypriniformes; Cyprinidae. The record is from RefSeq and is a predicted model, not a curated record.